AUGGACUUGAAACCUCACACAUCUGACGAUUUUUCGAUCACUGUCGUUCAAGCUAACUCUUCCCUUGAAGAUCAAAGCAAAGUCUUCACAUCUCCUUCCGCCACUUAUGUUGGCGUCUACGACGGACAUGGUGGCCCUGAAGCGUUUUUGGCGGAACAAAGGGGAUUGUCAGCGGAUGUCAUAAAGAAGGCUUUUGAUGCCACUGAGGAGGAGUUCUUGCAUUUGGUGAAGCCCAAUCUUGGGGACUCCAGGGCCUUUCUUGGGCAGAAGGCAUCCGUGGAUCGAAGGAUUUCGAUGUUGACGGAAUGCUUGUCCACCGAUCAAUAUUUUGCAGUGGAGGAAGUAAGGAAGGAGGUGGAGGCACUUCAUCCAGAUGAUUCUCAUAUUCUCGUUUACAGUCAUGAAGUUCGGCAGCUUGUUCUCCUCAACGAAGCGAAAACGGGGUUUGGAUUUUAUUUACAUGCGGAGACCAAUUUGAACAGAAUUAAAGAGUGUGUUGUUGUUGCUUUUCUUGAUUCUUCGUCACCGUCGGAAGCUCGGACCUCCGGUGGGAAUCGCAGGUCCCGUUCGUUUCCUGACGAUCUUGUUCGGUGCUGA
This is a messenger RNA of Macadamia integrifolia, 597 nucleotides long. RefSeq names its product probable protein phosphatase 2C 63. Gene Ontology annotation, molecular function: cation binding. Bases 1 to 597 code for a protein of 198 amino acids. Lineage: Eukaryota; Viridiplantae; Streptophyta; Magnoliopsida; Proteales; Proteaceae. The record is from RefSeq and is a predicted model, not a curated record. The transcript is spliced from 4 exons.